GCACAAACUGUACUGAACACCCAGAGAGAAGACUGAACCGCUGUGAUUAUAGACCAAACCACCAAACCUACAGAACUUCAUCUGGGCCACAAUGGAGACCGAGAAGAGAACUCAGACUACAGCAGAGCAGACAACUGACCGGGAUCUGUCAGAACAAAUCAAAAAGGUGACAAAGGAGAGUCACGUCAGGGCAGAAAACACUGAGCUGAUGCUGAGCUUCCAGAGGGGACAAGUCACACUGCAGCAGUACAAGCUUCUCCUGUGCUCGCUGUAUGAGAUCUACCAGGCCUUGGAGGAAGAGCUGGAGAGGAACUGCAACCACCCGGGCGUCGCACCCAUUUACUUCCCGGCUGAGUUGGCCAGGCUGGAGGCCAUCGAGAAAGACCUGGAGUUCUUCUACGGCCAGAACUGGAGAGAGAAGAUUGUCGUCCCCGCAGCCACUAAAAGAUACUCCCACAGACUCAGACAGAUUGGUAAAGAAAACCCUGAAUUUCUGGUUGCCCACGCUUACACCCGGUACCUCGGGGACCUGUCUGGAGGUCAGGUCCUGGGUCGAAUCGCCCAGAAGUCCAUGGGGCUGAAGGACAGAGAGGGUCUGGCUUUCUUCGCUUUCCCUGGUGUGUCCAGCCCCAACCUGUUCAAACAGCUGUAUCGCAGUAGAAUGAACAGCGUGGAGCUGACAGAGGAGGAGAGGAACGGCGUGCUGGAGGAGGCUGUCAGAGCUUUCGAGUUCAACAUUCAGGUCUUUGAUGAUUUACAGAAGAUGCUGAGUGUCACAGAAAACCAGCUGCAGAAUAGUUCAACACACUCCAAACCAGUAAAGACGCUCCAGAUCGAUGGAACCAUCAUCAAAACUACCCCACUGCUCAGGAUGAUUCUGGGACUGUUUGUGGCUCUGGCCACAGUCAGUAUGGGAAUCUAUGCUCUUUAGAGAAGCUACAUAACAAGAAAUACUAUGUAUUUACUACUAAGGUUUUAAAAUCUUCACUUUUGUACUGUAAGAUCAUUACAAAACCUUAACCUCAUUAUAAUUUUAACUGCCUGGAAGUUACAAAAUGCUGUGUAAUGUUUGUUUUUGAUCUGAGAAUCUUGAAAUAUGCAUUCAUGAAAUCUCAGUGUAUGAUUCUCUGGUCAACACUGUUAUCCAGUGUGUGUUAAAUGUGCAAUAUGUGUGCUUUUAAAUAUGUAAAUAUGUGACUUUUUAAUAAAAUAUUUUGU
Chelmon rostratus (copperband butterflyfish) is the source of this 1218-nucleotide messenger RNA. RefSeq names its product heme oxygenase-like. Gene Ontology annotation, biological process: heme catabolic process; heme oxidation; response to oxidative stress. Gene Ontology annotation, molecular function: heme binding; heme oxygenase (decyclizing) activity. The record is from RefSeq and is a predicted model, not a curated record. Bases 92 to 931 code for a protein of 279 amino acids. The transcript is spliced from 6 exons. Lineage: Eukaryota; Metazoa; Chordata; Actinopteri; Chaetodontiformes; Chaetodontidae.